Cuscuta campestris is the source of this 2496-nucleotide messenger RNA. NCBI's taxonomy places the organism in Eukaryota, Viridiplantae, Streptophyta, Magnoliopsida, Solanales, Convolvulaceae. The record is from the annotation of a GenBank genome assembly.
GGUAAUUGCAUUUCUGUAUUCUGCAAUGCGAUGUGUUGAUUUAGGGUUAAGAACUGCUCUCAUCGUCACACCUGUUAGUGUUCUGCAUAAUUGGAGGCAUGAAUUUCUAAAAUGGAGGCCAACAGAACUGAAACCUCUUCGUAUCUUUAUGCUUGAAGAUGUUCCAAGGGAGAAGAGAUCUGAAUUGCUGCAGAAAUGGAGAACUAAAGGUGGUGUUUUUUUAAUUGGCUAUGCUGCUUUUCGAAAUCUGUCUUUGGGAAAGCAUAUAAAGGACCGUCAAAUUGCAAGAGAAAUAUGCCAGUCACUCCAGGAUGGGCCGGAUAUACUAGUGUGCGAUGAAGCUCAUAUCAUAAAAAAUACCAGGGCUGAUGUCACACAAGCCUUGAAACAAGUAAAAUGUCAGAGACGAAUUGCUUUAACUGGGUCUCCUCUACAGAACAACUUGAUGGAGUACUAUUGUAUGGUAGAUUUUGUUAGAGAAGGAUUUCUUGGAAGCAGCCAUGAAUUUGGAAAUCGAUUUCAGAAUCCUAUAGAAAAUGGUCAACACGCCAAUUCUACUGAUGAGGAUGUGAAGAUUAUGAACCAAAGGUCUCAUAUUCUCUAUGAACAAUUAAAAGGAUUUGUGCAGAGGAUGGAUAUGAGUGUUGUGAAGAAAGAUUUGCCACCAAAAAUUGUCUUUGUAGUGUCUGUUAAGCUUUCUCCUUUACAGAGAAAAUUAUACAAAAGGUUUCUUGAUGUGCAUGGUUUCACGAAGGAUAAGGUUACUGGUGAAAAGAUAAGAAAAAGAUCUUUUUUCGCAGGAUAUCAAGCCUUAGCUCAGAUAUGGAACCAUCCUGGGAUAUUGCAACUAAUGAAAGAAAACAGAGAUGCUACUAAGCGUGAAGAUACUGUUGAAAAUUUCAUUGUCGAGGAUUGCUCAAGUGAUGAGAACACAGACAAUAAUGUGAUUCCUUCAGAAAAGCCAAAUCAAAACAAUGAUUUACCACUCAGAAAAGAUGCCACCGGCUUCCUUCACGGGGACUGGUGGAGUGAUCUUCUAAAAGAAAAUAGUUACAAGGAGGUCGAUUAUAGUGGUAAAAUGGUUCUGCUUCUUGAUAUCCUGUCUAUGUGCUCUAAUGCUGGUGACAAAGUACUAGUCUUUAGCCAGAAUUUGGCAACACUGGACCUGAUUGAGCUCUACCUUUCAAGAUUGCCACGACCUGGGAAAAAGGGAAAGCUUUGGAAGCAAGGGAAAGACUGGUUCAGAUUAGAUGGAAGAACAGAACCUUCCCAAAGACAGAAAAUUGUUGAGAGGUUUAAUGAGCCAUUGAAUAGAAGGGUGAAAUGCACUUUGAUAUCAACCAAAGCUGGAUCUCUCGGUAUCAACCUCCAUGCUGCUAACCGAGUGAUUAUUGUUGAUGGAUCAUGGAACCCAACUUAUGAUCUUCAAGCUAUAUAUAGGGCUUGGAGGUAUGGACAAACAAAACCUGUUUUUGCGUACCGGUUGCUGGCACAUGGAACGAUGGAGGAAAAAAUAUAUAAGCGUCAGGUUACGAAGGAAGGCCUGGCUGCAAGGGUAGUUGAUCGGCAGCAAGUGCAUCGAACCAUGUCAAGAGAAGAGAUGCUGCAUCUGUUUGAAUUUGGAGAUGAUGAUGGUGCUGAUGUCAUCUCAGAAUUGGGAGGAAAUUUAGGUGAAUUACGGACUAAUGACGGUGUUGGUAGCUUUUUGAAACAAAAAAUGCCUCUUCCCAAAGGAGGUGUGUCUUCUGACAAGUUUAUGCAGACGUUGAUUGAAAGACACCAUCCAAGUUGGAUUGCACAUUACCACGAGCACGAGACAAUGUUGCAAGAGAAUGAGGAGGAGAAACUGACGAAGGAGGAGCAAGAAAUGGCUUGGGAGGUGUUCAAGAGAAGUCUUGAGUGGGAGGAGGUCCAUCGGGUCUCACAUGCUGAAUCAGCAGCACCGGUGGUCAUGUCAAACCACCACCACCACCACGAAGUACCACCCCCAGUGGUGGUGCAUGACAGCGUUAAGCUCAGGCGGGCCAUUCAGACUGCAAGAAACCGUGUGGUGGUUAGGAAAUGCACAAACCUCUCACAUUUGCUCACACUUAGAAGCCAAGGAACCAAAGCGGGUUGCAGCACUGUGUGUGGAGAGUGCGCUCAUGAAAUUAGUUGGGACAACCUUAAUACUGAUGGCAAGUCCACGAAAUGAUGGUCAGUGCUGAUCUAUUUUUGGCUUUUUUUGGGGGGGGGGCAUGUUAACAUUGAUUUGUUAUCAUUAGUAUGGCACCCCUGUUCUUUUUCUCUAUGUAAAUGCUCAUCGGUUUUUGGCUCAAGGGUGUGGUUGGGGGUUUUUCGGUAGGGAAUGAAUGGGAGGAUCACUUUUUGUUUCCCCAAUUUGUCUUUGUUUGUUAGUCAUAGGCUAGAAAAUGACUAUUUGUAGUUAUCAUACAAUUUACUAUAUUCAUUUUAUUUCAAAUCAUCUGAAUGUGAAAAGAAAUUAAUGAUAUAAUU